Messenger RNA from Sus scrofa (pig), 1654 nucleotides. NCBI's taxonomy places the organism in Eukaryota, Metazoa, Chordata, Mammalia, Artiodactyla, Suidae. The record is from RefSeq and is a predicted model, not a curated record.
ACAUCCACACGCUCGACCGCUGAGGGUCCCGAGUCGCAGUCAUUCUCCUACAGGGGGCGCGUCGCCCUGGCGCAACCAUGGCUCGUGAUGGUUUAGCGGGGAAAGUCAGGCUAUUCCUCCUCGUCCCGUGAGCCGUCGCCUCUGCUCUUGCGCGCCCGCUCUUUAACCGAAGCUGCGUGUCUCUGAGCGGUGCCCGUCACAUGGUGACCCCGCCGGCGGCCGCCCCUUGGAGCCUCCCGGUCGCAGCCCGCCGAGGAUGCAGCGACCGCAGCUGGCGGAGACUGAGCAUCAUCGCAAGAGGCAGGCAGGGGUUGCGAACGCGCGUGUGCUGGGCGCGCCGGCGGUGGCACCGGGAGCGGAGGCUGCGCGCAGCCUGGACACCUGCCCCACGCCCUCCUGGGGCCGGGCAGCAAGCCAGAACCCAGUCGCGGCGGCGGCUGGAGACCCGGAGCCCUCGGGGAUGGAGAUGGGGGUUGCUGAGGGGGUUCGGAAGGAGGCCAGGAGGGCUGGUGGCUUGGGGGCGAGGGGCGCGUUUGGGAUACGCCAGGGCCGAGCGGGGACGCGCUAGCGCGGGAGUUGCAUUGUGGGAAGGGAGCUGGGAGAGGAUGGCGGCCGGAGUGGUGGGUCCGCGCGUAGCCCCGCGAGUCACGGGCAGCGAGGGAACGGCGUGUCGGCUCCCGGGACUGCAACAAAAUACCGGGGUUGCCGGGGGUGGGGGCGAAGUGGCCAGAGCCCCGGGGCGCGCCAGCACCCCUGGACACCCUUUGUGCGUAACCCGCCGACGGAGGCGCCUCCCCUCUUCCGGAUACCUCGCCAGCCCUCCCGGAGCUCUGUGCUGGGGGACUUUCUUUGGGGGAUUGGUGAUUUUGCUGGACUGCAGGUGGGCUUCGGCCCGCGGGGAGACCCCACGUAAUCCCGGCCCUGGGGCCCGGCGCGUCUGGGUUCACGGAACCGGGCGCUCGAAAUCGGGGGUCAGCGUGGGGCGAGAGAGCAGGUUGGAGGAGACUGGGACAGCUGGGCCCGUUUCCCUUUCUUUUGCUCUCUCUUUGUUCCAGGCACAGCUCCUUUGCACUGACUGGACACUUCCUUGCAGGGACGUGUGUUUCCUUAAAAUGGCGACAGGAAAUCCCACCUGCGCGCCAGCCAAUUAGACUGUCAGCACCGCGCGAAUUUGCGGGGUGGAAACUCGAGCCUUUUAUUGACGGGAAUGGUUCCGUCUCCGUGUUCCAUCAAAACAGGAAAGGGAAGGUGAAUCAUCAUUCAAAAAUUAACCUACCUGGAGAAUUUCAAGCGGGCAGACCGAGUAGUCUGUGCCAUGGAGGGACUAUGGUUUUUUUAAUCAUCGCUGGAAAAACGAGAGGACAACCACACUCCUCACAGCUGACUAAAAUCCUCAUUGCCUCGGAUGGCAUUAAAUGGUCUUCAUUAGUUCAACGGGGAAUGUCUGAGAACCACCUUCAGAAGGCCCGCUCUUGAAUAAACCCAAGAAACUGAAAGGCAGGGCAAAUAGUAGGAGGAAGGUGGUGGACAGCCUCGCCCCCACAGACCUGCGAUGAAUUCUGCCUGACACUGCUUCUCUCACCUGCUUCGCUUUUGUCCUUAGUCCUGUUUCCCAAUUUGUUUAAAAAAAAAAAAAAAAAAAAAAAAAAGAGGG